Messenger RNA from Perognathus longimembris pacificus (Pacific pocket mouse), 10103 nucleotides. It is a transcript of the gene Setx, whose product is annotated as senataxin. Gene Ontology annotation, biological process: termination of RNA polymerase II transcription. The record is from RefSeq and is a predicted model, not a curated record. Gene Ontology annotation, molecular function: helicase activity; transcription termination site sequence-specific DNA binding. Gene Ontology annotation, cellular component: nuclear body. The coding region runs from base 246 to 8075 and encodes 2609 amino acids. Lineage: Eukaryota; Metazoa; Chordata; Mammalia; Rodentia; Heteromyidae. The transcript has 26 exons.
GGGGGCGGGGCCCGAGCGCGGCCAACGCCGCGCGGGGGCGGAGCUUACGCUCGCGGCGACUGCGGGUUGGAUGGCGGGCGCGGCCCCGCACUUCCGCCCGCGGCCGGCUGUUGGGUGGAGGCGUGCAGAAAUUUCUUUCGGAUGCAGAAGUCUGAAUAGAGAUGAAUGGAUCCUUACUCCCUCACAAGCCCAGGAGUCCCCACUGAGAGGGUCACUUCUCUGUAGGACAUUUGCCAAGGGCCAGAAUGAGUACGUGUUGCUGGUGCACACCUGGUGGCAUUUCCACCCUUGACUUCCUGAAGAGCUAUGCCUCCAGGACCCUCUCUGGAGAAUUCCAUACAGCUGAUGAAGACCUCUGCUACUGCUUAGAAUGUGUGGCUGAAUACCACAAAGCAAGAGAAGAAUUGCCAUUCUUGCAUGAGGUUUUAUGGGAAUUAGAAACCCUGCGCCUUAUCACUCACUUUGAAAAGUCUAUGAAAGCAGAACUUGCAGACGAUGAUGAUGACGAGUUGUAUAUAGUAGACAGCAAUGGAGAGGCACAGCUGUUUGACUUUACUGGCCAAGACUUUGAGAAUAAGCUUCGUGUUCCUCUGCUUGAGAUACUGAAAUACCCUUACCUGCUUCUACAUGAACGUGUCAAUGAAUUAUGUGUGGAAGCACUUUGUCGGAUGGAGCAAGCCAACUGUUCUUUUCAGGUUUUUGACAAACAUCCAGGGAUCUACUUGUUUCUGGUUCAUCCUAAUGAAAUGGUUCGGCGUUGGGCCAUCCUGACUGCAAGGAACUUGGGGAAAGUAGACAGAGAUGAUUACUACGAUUUGCAGGAAGUUUUAACUUGCCUUUUUAAAGUCAUUGAGUUGGGGCUUCUAGAAAGUCCAGACAUUUAUACCUCUUCUGUCCUGGAAAAGGGCAAACUGAUUCUUCUGCCCUCACACAUGUACGAUACUGCCAACUACAAAAACUACUGGCUAGGCAUUUGCAUGCUGCUGACCAUUCUCGAGGAGCAGGCCAUGGACUCGCUGUUGCUGGGCUCAGACAAACAAAAUGACUUUAUGCGGUCAAUCCUUCAUACCAUGCAGAAGCAGUCGAAUGAUGAUAGCAUGGAUCCUUUCUGGCCGGCCUUACACUGUUUCAUGGUGAUUCUGGAUCGGCUUGGAUCGAAGGUCUGGGGUCAACUUAUUGAUCCUAUUGAAGCAUUUCAAACCAUCAUCAACAAUGUGAGCUAUAACAGAGAGAUCCAAAAUAUACGGAACAGCUCUGUGAGGACAAAGUUAGAGCCGGAGCCAUACUCAGAUGAUAUGGUGACUUGCAGCCAGAUUGUAUACAAUUACAAUCCUGAAAAGACCAAAAAGGAUUCAGGGUGGAGAUCAGCCAUUUGCCCAGAUUAUUGCCCUAACAUGUAUGAAGAAAUGGAAACAUUAGCCAAUGUGCUCCAGUCAGAUAUUGGUCAAGACAUGCGUGUUCAUAACAGCACAUUUCUGUGGUUCAUACCUUUUGUCCAGUCUCUGAUGGACCUGAAGGACCUGGGUGUGGCUUACAUAGUGGAGGUUAUUCACCACCUGUACUCUGAAGUCAAAAACGUCCUCAACCACGCAGAUGCAGGGUGUGACAAAGUCACGGAGUUCUUUCUUCUGAUUUUGGUGUCUGUGAUUGAACUGCACAGAAAUAAGAAAUGUUUGCAUUUGCUGUGGGUUAGUUCCCAGCAGUGGGUAGAAGCUGUUGUGAAAUGUGCCAAGCUUCCCACCACGGCCUUCGCACGGAUUUCUGAGAAGUCACCUGGAAGUUUCUCCAAAGGAACAGCGAUGAUGUCCUCCCUGUCCUUGCACUCAGUGCCAUCUAACUCCGUGCAGCUUGCUUGUGUGCAGCUCAUUAGGAGUCUCCUCAAAGAAGGCUACCAGCUUGGCCACCAUGCUCUUUGCAAGCGAUUCUGGAAUAAGCUUAACUUAUUCCUUAGGGGAAAUUUGUCUCUGGGUUGGCAGUUGACUAAUCAGGAAACCUAUGAGUUGCAAACCUGCUUAAAACAAAUUAUUAGAAACAUCAAAUUCAAAGCCCCUCCAUGUAGCACUACAGUGGACCCGACUUCUGCUUCUAAAAGUCCACUUGUGUCUUUUAAGCAAGAAAAUGAAGAAAUAGAGAAGUCCAAAAAAGACGUGAAUGGUAUGGAAAAUUGCAGCCCAACAUUUACUAAAGAACUGAUCAAAAUGGAGACGUGUCAAAUGCAAGGGAGUCCAUUGAGCAGAGUGAGUAACAUAGAAUGGGAGGACGUGAAGCCCACUUACCCCGAGGAUCUGAAUGGAGACGAUCAGCUCCCGUCUGAGUCACACUUAGUGCAGAGUAGUAAAGGCCCUUUUACCGAAGGAGCUCCAGAUCCAGUGAAACCCAGUAGAGGGAAGCAGAAGUCUGUAAAAGAGAAAUCUUUAUGCACCUCAACAAGUGGUCCGGAAAGGGGGUCUGACAGAGGAGUAAUUGUUUCAACAUACUUGUUGACUGAUUGCAGUACCGAUUCUCUAGAAAAAGUGUCCACAUCAAACGAGGAUUUCACUUUAAAGGAUGAUCAUGGUAAAAUCUCACAGCCAAAGAGUAAGGUGCAUCAAGAUGAGAUCUGUGCAAAGCUGUUCCAUGUCAUACAGCAGCAGCCCAGGAGGAGUACUUCUUCACUCAGUAACGCAGAGGGAAGCAAGACUGUCUGUGACUCAGAGGCGGAGAGCUCCGUGGUAGGGGCUGGCAUCACGCGUGAUCCAUCUGCAGAGCCUGAUGCCAUGCUGGAUGUUGAACAAAAGCCUGAAGAUAGUUUAUUGCUGCCAAAGAAACAAUGGAAGAGUGAAGAGUUAGAUUUUUACUCUCCUCAUGAAAAGAGUUGUCAAAUACAGGAAAGACAUGGUAAAGGUGUGGUCUCAAGUACAGACAUGACCAACAUGUCAGUGACUCAGUCUCCCUUCAAACAUCCUGCCACUGUACUUGAGUCCAGAGAUAAGGAAGCGAACAAAAGUGCAGAUUGGGUCUCUUCUACCAGAGAUGAGGCCUCUGACGCUGCUCCCAAGCCCACUGUCGGAACAGAUGGUCCGGUGGACCGAGACCUCCACAAAGUAGUGGCCCAAGCCAGUGUUAUUAAAUUUCCAUCCAAUUCAUCUAAAAAGAGUUCACCCAAGCUAGAAAGAAAAGUAAAAAGUGACAAAAGGUGUUCCACGGCUAACCAAAAUAGCGUUGCUGACUCCAGCUAUGGGCAGGUGAUUGUCAUUUCAGAUUCUGAUGAGGAGGAGGAACUUUUGGAUCUUCAGAAGCACGCCAAUCAGGACACAGUAAGCAGCACCAAGAGAGAAGUGCCGGGCCAGUGCGACUCGGGAGCGAGUGCUAGUGCGGACAAGUUUAUAAAGGAGGAAGAUGCAAAGUGUAUUCUACUUGAGUCUGAUUCUCAGUUUUUUGAGUUUGAAAGUGCCUCUGAGGUGUUUUCAGUUUGGCAGGAUCAUAAAGAAGACAGCAAGGAUUCAGCCGAAGAUGUGGGAGGAAGCUCAGGUGGGGUGCAUGUGUCUGCCGAGGCUGAGAAAAAGGGUAGCCCAAAACGUGCAGAACCAUGUACUAGAGAUGAGGAACUGUGUGAAAUCGAAGUCAAAAAACCAAGGAGGAAACAGUAUGAAAAACCUGUGGCUAAAGACCCUCCGAGGCCUUCAUCUGUCAGAAAGAAGGAACAGUCUCGUAACGACAAUGACUUGCAAGUUGUGGUCUUGGGGACCACAGAGCCCAGUCCAGCUGCCCUGAAGAGGUCCUCUCCAAAGCUCCGGACGUACUCCAAACCCAUCAGGAAGGUCCCAGCCUCCAAAACUCCUAAGAAGACACAUUCCGAGUCUAAGAGAGGGCAGAACAAGAGUUCCCAUUACCUAACUUGCAGAACAACUCCUGCCGUUGUCCCGCCCAAGAAAUUCCGCCAGUGUCCCGAGCCAGCUUCGACCGUUGAGAAACUGGGGCUGAAGAAAGCCCCUCGGAAGGCAUUCGAGCUAUCCCAGCGCUCCUUAGACUACUUGGUGCAGUUGCGGGAUCACGGCAAAAGUGUUGGGGUUGUGGAAACCCGAAAAAAGGCCAAGUUAAUUUCUCCUCAGACUCUUCCUGUCAAAAACAACAAGAAACUGCUGCCCAAUCAGGAUGAUGUUCAGUUACACAAGCAGGCGAAGCCUAAGAACAGGAAAGAUGUUUUGGUGGGUGAAAAUACCCGUGCCAAGAGAACAAGGUCCCCUGCGGCAGCGAGUGUGGAUGUGGUGAGGCCCGAGUCUGGCAGACCGGAUCAGCACGGGAAAGGCUCAGAGGUGCUUGCCAGCAGCGGUGAAAAGCAGCUCAUCCACCUCUCAUCCCCCAAGGCAGAGACGCCCCAAGCUAAACGUGCUUCAAAGGAGACCAGUGAUGAUUACCUCCUGAACUACUGUGAUUCUAGAGGCCUGAAUGGAAAAGUGCCAGCCAGUGACAUGCCUGCCUCCACUUCCGAGGGCCCUGGAGGUGGUGAGUCGACAGGACGCAGUGGGCAGGUGGCAGUUGUAACCCAGGCUGAGCUGGACUCCGGCAGUGACACAGACGAUGACAACUUAUAUUUAACACAGCAUGACCCUGAAGAUAUGGACUUAUGUUCGCAGAUGGAUGCUGGUUACCCUCACCUGAUUGAAGUGAUACCCAGAGAAGACGGGCUUCAGACCGAAGAUGCUGUGUGUCCCCCUCAGGAGGAGUCUUCAAGUAACACCAAGUGCAAGUACAAAGACUGUGUGGAAACUGUGAAAGCCCAGAGCGAGUAUUGUGCACAGCACUCUGAAGCUAAAGCGGCAGAGGACAAUGUCUUCCGCAAACCUGGCCUGCCUCUUUCUGCAGUCCGGCCUUUGAGACCUACCACUACUAAGGUUUUCAGCUCCAGUGGUAGUUCUCGAAUUGCCAACCUCUCCAGGUCUCUGGACAAUUCAAUCCCAUCAGCUCUAAGAAAUAAACCAACACAGUCCAUUCUGAAAAUGCCCCAGUCCUCCGCAGUGUCGCAGAAGCCGGUGGCUGAAGUGAAGAGCUUGUGCAGUGCUGUCAACCCUCAGAGCCCAACCAGUGCCGUCAGGCCAGUGUACAGACCUCCGUUAGCAGCUUCCUCGCCAGCAAACGCGCUCUCCUCGUCGCAGUCUAUCUCUGACGCCUUCAUUAAAGAGGUCUUAAAGUGGAGCUAUGAAAUGUUUUUGAACUUCGGUCAGUGCGGGGCGCCGCCGAGUCUUAGUCAGUGCAUCUCAAGAUCUGUGCCUGUCAGAUUCCAAGAUUGUGCAGAGUACUUUGAUGUCUUUCUCCCCUUGAUGAUAUUGAAUACUUUUGAAACAAUGGCACAGGAAUGGAUCAGCUCUUCGAAUAAAGAUAAUUGCUAUCAGGUACAGCUAAAAAAGUUUGCAGCUGAUUAUAAAAAAAGCUGGGAGUUUGUGGUUUAUCUGGAUGAAAGUGAAUUGGCUAAACAGCUUCACCCCAAGGAAAAUGACUUGGUGUUUUUGCGUUGUGGGAGAGUAAGUGGAGAGAAGAAAGACACCGAGAGAAGCAACAUGGCAGAUCACCACAUGUACUACUGUGGCUAUGUCCAUAAGUUUCGCCGCACUGCACUCAUGCGCAGUGGGAAAUCGGAGUGUUCCCUUUCCAUCCAGAUUCAAGAUCACUUGCCAGCCAGUUUAAAUGAACUUAUGAAAUGUGUUGUAAUCGGUUCUCUGGUAACAACACAGAGGAAAUUGAAAGCCAUGUCUCUAUUGAGUGGUCGGAACCAACUGGCCAGAGCCAUUCUGAAUCCAAAUCCCAUGGACUUCUGUACCAAAGAUCUACCAGCUAUGUCCUCUGAGAGAAUUCUUAACUACUUGAAAGAUUUCAAUGAAGACCAAAAGAAAGCCAUAGAAACUGCAUAUGCCAUGGUGAAACACUCCCCCUCAGUCGCCAAAAUCUGCCUGAUUCAUGGGCCACCUGGAACAGGAAAAUCAAAAACUAUCGUUGGUCUGCUGUACCGCUUACUCACAGAGAACCCAAGGAAGGGGCAUUCCGAUGAAAACUCCAAUGCCAAAAACAAGCAAAACCGUGUCCUUGUGUGUGCACCUUCGAAUGCAGCCGUUGAUGAACUUAUGAAAAAAAUCAUCCUCGAAUUCAAAGAAAAAUGCAAAGAUAAGAAAAAUCCUUUGGGAAACUGUGGAGAUAUAAAUUUAGUACGACUGGGUCCAGAAAAGUCUAUUAAUAACGAGGUCCUAAGAUUCAGCCUGGACAGCCAAGUUAACCACAGAAUGAAAAAAGACCUGCCUUCUCAUGUUCAAGAGAUGCAUAGAAAGAAGGAGUUUCUCGAUCACCAGCUAGAUGAGCUUUCCCGCCAGCGGGCGUUGUGCCGAGGUGGACGGGAGAUGCAGAGGAAAGAGUUAGAUGAAAAAAUCACCAGAGUUUCAAAAGAAAGGCAAGAACUUGCUUCAAAAAUUAAAGAGGUUCAGGGACGCCCCCAGAAAACCCAGAACAACAUCAUCUUGGAGUCGCACGUCAUCUGCUGCACACUGAGCACCAGUGGCGGCUUACUGCUUGAGUCAGCCUUUCGAGGGCAAGGGGGGCAAGCCUUCAGUUGUGUCAUUGUUGAUGAGGCCGGGCAGUCCUGUGAGGUUGAGACUCUUACUCCCCUCAUCCACCGCUGCAACAAGCUCAUCCUAGUGGGAGACCCCAAGCAGCUCCCACCCACCGUCAUUUCCUUGAAGGCACAGGAGUGUGGCUAUGACCAGUCGAUGAUGGCUCGCUUCUACAAGCUGCUGGAGGAGAGUGUGGAGCAGAACCGGAUUGGCAGGCUGCCGGUUGUACAGCUCACCAUUCAGUACCGGAUGCACCCAGACAUAUGUCUCUUCCCUUCCAAUUACAUUUAUAACAAAAGCUUGAAAACAAAUAGGCUCACGGAAGCCAAUCGAUGCUCCUCAGACUGGCCAUUUCAGCCUUACCUUGUGUUUGAUGUCGCAGAUGGUUCAGAAAGACGGGACAAUGACUCAUAUGUAAAUAUUCAAGAAAUAAAAUUAGUGAUGGAAAUAAUGAAGUUGAUUAAAGACAAACGAAGAGACACUACUUUUCGGAACAUUGGCAUAAUAACCCAUUACAAGGCUCAGAAGACAAUGAUUCAGAAGGACUUAGACAAAGAGUUUGAUAGGAAAGGCUCAGCGGAAGUGGACACUGUGGACGCUUUCCAGGGCCGUCAGAAGGACUGCAUCAUCGUCACUUGUGUCCGGGCCAGUGCCACGCAGGGCUCCAUUGGGUUCCUGGCAAGUUUGCAGAGAUUGAAUGUCACCAUUACACGAGCCAAGUACAGUCUCUUCAUCCUGGGGCACCUGAGGACCUUGAUGGAAAAUGAGCAUUGGAACCACCUGAUUCAGGAUGCGCAGAAGCGAGGGGCCAUUGUGAAGACGUGCGACAAGAACUACAAGCACGACGCGGCGAAGAUUAUGAAACUCAAGCCUGUGCUGCAGAGGAGCCUGACCCACCCCCCCACCGGCGCGCCCGAGGCGGCCAGGCCCCAGGGCGGCCUGCCCAGCAGCAGGCUGGACAGUGGACUGGCCAGCACCUCUUUCGCCGCUUCUCUCUACCACACGCCCUCCAACUCGAAGGAAGUUUCCGUCACCAUCACUUCAAAUGGCCCCGAAAGGCCCUAUCUGCACGAGCGCCUGCGGGACCCACGACUGUGCCGAAGGUUGGAGCUUGACGCCAAGGGGGUGUUCCUCAGGAAUCCACAGCCCUCCAGCCCCCAGCAUUCCGGGGCAACCCCUCCCUUGGGAGAGCCAGGCUUUCCCGUGAGUCACCAGGACCAGGGUGGCAGGGGGUCCACCCCCAAAGUGACCCCUGGGAGCAAUGGCAGAUCUCUCCCGCAGGCCAAGCCCCCGGCUCCCAGCCAUCCCGCACCUUCCAGCGUCAGGAGGGGCCGGAACCCGGAGCCGGGGCUGAGCCACAGGCGGGAAACCAGGGCUUUCAGCAGGGGGGAGCAGGAGCGGUACGGCUCCGUGUCCUAUCACCCAAAGAGGAACUCGUACUGGUCCAGAAGGGGACCCGAGGAGGACGGCGGGUCCAAGAAGAGGAGACUGUUGUAGCGACGCAAGCCCCGGGCCGGCAGCCACGCGAGACCAGCCAGCGGAAACAUCACCUAAGAUGGUUUGGGGGUUUUGUUCUGUUUUGUUUUGCUUUUUCCUUAGAGUUUGUGUGCUGCCGGAGAGCAGACGUGCAUCUCAACGCCUGCGCCUUUGAUCAUUUGCAGUACUUUUUCUCCAUUGUGAAAGCCUUCAGAGGGCGGCGCGGCGCGGGUCAGAUGUCCCUGCCAGCCGGGCUCCCUCCCCGUGGGGUUGGGCUGCUGUGUGGGAAAGGCGGUCAGAUGGAGCGAAUGUUGUAAAUGUUGAGAUGUAUAUUUGUAUAGCAAAGUAACAAAAUGGUUUUGAGGAGUUACCGGGUAGGCUGCUUUUCUUUCCUUCUGCUUAAAAUGUUGUAUAGCAAAUUGACAAAAUCUUUUGAGCAUUUAAUCGGGUAGACCACUUUUCUUUCCCCCUGCUUAACUGUUGUAUAGCAAAUUAACAAAAUCUUUGAGCAUUUAAUCUGGUAGACUGCUUUUCUUUCUCCCUGCUUAAAAUGUUAGUCAUUUUCAACAGAACGAACUAAAAGAGAGAAGUGAGCAGAGGGCAGGCCCUUUGAGGCGCGUUCUGUGGGUUGGGGUGCGCUGGCAUCGCGUGAGUGCCGGGACCUGGAGACGAGUCACCUCGGGACACCCUGCUGCCCGGCACGUGCGUUGACCCAUCGGUGUGCUGAACAUGCUUCUCCCCGGGCAGCAGCGGAUUCCGGAUGCAAGCGGGGUUUCUGGGUUCUUAGUCAGGUUGGGAGCUUCGUGUUGCUUGACUGGCGGGCCGGCCAGGCCGCAGCUUUCCACGGCCGCGUCACCAGGCCGUCUGGAACCACCCGUGGGAAACGCAAUGCUCCUGAAGGACAGGGAGCCGGUGUGGAGCGGGGACGAGCCACCGCCGGAUCUGCCCACAUAGCCAGUGUCCCAAACAGGGAAGGGGUCUGAGUGCGAGCUGUGCCCGCCCGCGGGGGGGGUGGGGUGUGCGGGGUUGAGGACACAGCCCUGGAAGAGAACUGCCUGUGUCCUGGGUUCUUAAGCUAAUAUGGUUUUGACUUGGAAAUCCCACUGAGCCAGAUUGGAGAAAGCAGCGAUGGGGGCUGAAGUGUCGACAUUGUUUCCUUCGGUUAGGGAAGGCUGGGGCCCAGCGCCUCCGCCCGCGCUGUCUCUCUGUGGCCUUGGUGCUGUCUGGUGGUUUGUCCUGGCCAGGAGGAGCAGGCAGGGCCAGGCUGGGCCGGGCAGGGGGGCACCCAGCUCGGUCAAGAAUCUCACUGCUGCUUUGCAGUUUCCUUUUCUGGGAUCUUGGGAGAACUGUGUGGUUUAACAGAGACUUGGGCUUUCAAAGGAGGCAUGACAAAAACAAGCGUGGACGCAGCCUCCCGCCCUGCUCUGCUCUCAGUGACACAGGUGUUCAGAAGUAGCGUCUCCCGGCCAGUGACAUGUGAUCCUCUCUUGCCCGGCGGGUCAAAUUACACAGGAAUUAGGAGUUGCGUCCCGGUGUGUGUGCGUGCGCAUGUGCGUGUGUGUGUGCGUGUGUUCCCAGUGCUGGGGAUUGCACCCAGGGCCUUGGCCUGCUAGGCAAGCACUCCACCACUGAGCCACCCCCCCAGCCAGGCCCCAUCCAUUCUGGAGAAGCAGCCUGGGCCCCAGACCCCCCCUCAGCAGAACAUGUUGGUGUUUCACGUUGUACUUGGAACUCCGUUCCGGUUGGUGGAGAGCACCGCCACAGGCGUUGGGUCGUGGGCCGCGGCUGGGGUGCGGGGUGAGCGGGCAGCCCUCACCUGGCUUUCAGAGAAGGCGCCUGGCUAAUGCCAUUGCUGGUCACCUGGGAAGAAAGCACGUGCUCUACCUGAAAAGCUCCUCUGCUUCUUGCCAUAUAAUUUGCCCGGGAUUUACUGUGCAGUCCAUUUUAUUGUAUGUUUUUGAGAACUAUUAGGAGCAAAUAUAAGUACAUGUUAAUAACAUCCUGUAAAUGAAUUUUGUAUCAAAAAUGUACUAAACUAUUUUCCAAAAU